GGCGCACCGCUUCGCUAUUGGUCCGUACCCCAGGACUGUGCCUUGCCCUAGCCAAUAAACGACCUGUGCACGUGCACGCUUGCGUAUCCCGAUUGGCCAACACUCCCUGAUCACGCACUGCCUUCCUGCGCCAACCCACGCGUGGGAGCGCCAAUGAAAUGACUCAGUGGCCAUUUACAACUAAUCGGCGAGAAGCAGAGCUCACAGCUGGCCAAUGGGCGCCCGCCGUGGGUGGACUGUCCCAGCCCCUUUCCAGUCCCAGCUGGGUUUGUUAAAGCGACAGGCCCUAAGGCGUGCUGGUGCUCCACCUGGUACCUCACAGCGGCCGCGACAGCCCUCAGGGUGCAGCCAGCGCCCGUGACAGCGGCGCUGCGGGGUUCGCGACCCCGGGUCCGGUCCUCUGCCGUCCUCUGUGGUGGGGCCACAUCUCCUGGCGGGAUGGGCGGCGAAGCGGGAUCGGCGGGGGCCGUGGGCUCCGAGGGCCGCGUGAAGAGCCUGGGUCUGGUAUUCGAGGAUGAGCGCAAGGGCUGUUACUCGAGUGGCGAGACAGUAGCCGGGCACGUGCUGCUGGAGGCGGCCGAGCCAGUGGCCCUGCGCACGCUGCGCUUGGAGGCCCAGGGCCGCGCCACCGCCGCCUGGGGCCCCAGCCCCCGCACCAGCGCCGCGACCCCGGCCGCAGCCUCGGAGGUGGAGUACCUGAACGUGCGCCUGAGCCUGCAGGAAGCCCCGGCCGGUGAAGGCAUCAUUUUAUUACAGCCUGGAAAACACGAAUUUCCAUUUCGCUUUCAGCUUCCAUCUGAACCUUUGGUCUCCUCAUUUACUGGCAAAUAUGGAAGUAUCCAGUAUUGUGUGAGGGCGGUUCUGGAGCGGCCCAAGGUCCCUGAUCAGAGUGUGAAGCGGGAGCUACAGGUUGUGAGUCACGUUGAUGUCAACACACCGGCAUUAUUAACCCCUGUAUUGAAAACUCAAGAGAAAAUGGUUGGCUGUUGGUUUUUCACUUCUGGUCCAGUCUCGCUCAGUGCCAAAAUUGAAAGAAAGGGAUACUGUAAUGGAGAAGCUAUUCCAAUCUAUGCAGAAAUAGAGAAUUGUUCCUCUCGUCUGAUUGUUCCCAAAGCUGCUAUUUUCCAAACCCAGACAUUUUUGGCUAGUGGAAAAACAAAGACUGUCCGUCACAUGGUUGCCAAUGUGCGAGGAAACCACAUUGCUUCUGGGAGCACUGAAACAUGGAAUGGGAAAACUCUAAAAAUUCCCCCUGUUACUCCGUCCAUCCUGGAUUGCUGCAUUAUCAGAGUGGACUAUUCCUUAGCUGUAUACAUUCACAUUCCUGGUGCUAAAAAAUUGAUGAUCGAACUGCCAUUAGUGAUCGGUACAAUUCCAUAUAACGGUUUUGGCAGCAGAAACUCCAGUGUGGCCAGCCAGUUCAGUAUGGAUAUGAGCUGGCUAACACUUACCUUGCCAGAACAGCCUGAAGCACCACCAAAUUAUGCAGAUGUGGUAACAGAGGAAGAGUUCUCCAGACACAUUCCUCCUUAUCCUCAGCCCCCUACUUGUGAGGAAGAAACAUGCUGUCCCAUGUUCGCCUGCAUACAAGAAUUCCGGUUCCAACCUCCACCUCUGUAUUCAGAGGUUGAUCCACAUCCUAGUGAUAUAGAAGAGAUCCAGCCUGUUUCCUUCAUUCUCUGAACAUAUUUCAGAAAUCACUGUGUUCAUCAUCAAAUCAGAAUGUUAAAAUUUUCUUCUGCCUUUUGGGGAAAGAGGGAGGGAAGAUUCACUUAACAACAUGAAUGAACAUCAAGACUGAAGGCCAUAGAAAUUAAAGCAUACAAGAACUUUCUAGUGGGCCAACAGAAUCUUUGCACAAGUUUAUGUGAUGGUUGUAUAUCCCUUUUAAAAAAUGGGAUGAAGAUGUAAAAAGUUACAGAAUGUAAUGGAAGUCCUGAUGGUGAUAGAGUAAGUGUGAAAGGGUGCCUGUGCUGACCCGAGAGAAAGAGAACACAGAGAGCUCUCAUAAUGUCCUGAAAGUGUCCUAAACUUAAGGCACUAUGGACUUAGAGGGAGCAGACUUGGUUUGGAGAGUGUAGCAGCACAGAGGUGUGCGUGAAUAGGAAAGUGGCCUCCUCUGAACGAAAACCUGCAGGUUUCAGGGUCUUCAUGAUUUCUUUCAGUAUUACCAUAUUCAGACCAGAAUCUUUGAAAGUAUCUUUUCUUGAGAUCAUGGUCAUGUAAGAUCCUAAUGAAGUCAUACGGUUUUCACCUCUUUUAUGGUAGGUUAAAAUUUAGUUUAUAAAUUGGCUAUACGGUAUUAUGAAACUAAGAAAUGACUUCUCGAAAAACUUGUCAUUUCAAAGGGGAAAGAUAAAUUUUACUAUGAAAACACAUUUUAUUGAAGGCUGUACUUUUUAUCCCUAUUAAGUACUUCAACAGAUAAAUGUUUUACUUUUCUCAUAUCUUACUUACCUCAGCACAUUAGAGAAAGAAGGGGGAUAAAAAGGUUGCAUCUUCAUGAUCCCUUGAUAACUACACAGUCCCCCCCCCAAAAAAACAAAAAAGCCUUUCUUAAAUCUACCUCUAGUAGGGUUAUCAGACAUAUUUUUAAUACUCUAGGUCAGAUUAGUCUUUGGAGUUUCUGCUAUGUACAGUAGCAGUCUAAUCUCACCUGUCAUUAAAUCUGAAUUCUGGCCAAAGGAAAUAUCCAGAAGGUUGACACUAAGUGGAAGAAAAUUCAUGUAUAACAAGGGAAUUUGAAAAUAAAUGCAAAAUCAGAAGAGGUUAGGAACAAUGCCAUUUUUUAAAAAGAUAUAAAUUUAAUUCCUGUCAAGAGACUUUAGUCGCUGAUGGCAUUCAUUACAUUCUACAUCGUUGUUCCAAUUCUUCAGUAAUUCUGUUUAAACUGUGACUUUUUUUAUUGUUUUGGUGCAAUAUUUUAUUACAAUUAAGCUCAGGAUAUUCAGACCAACAGAAUUGUGUUGCUGCUAAAAAUCUGAGCAGUGUUUUUACUGUCCCGGUCACCCCUCAUAUUCAUGGUCACAUUUUCACCUCCUUUUCCUUCCAUCUGUUGGUUUGUGAGCUGAAAGCAUUUCUGGAUACUAAGCAGAAGGGAGCUAGAGAGUCCCAUCAUUGAAAUUUUAGACCAGCUAAGUACUUAGGUUUUCUCUAUAUUCUAAGGGUUUGAUCUAGAAACCCUGGUGCUUCCCUUAUGGAAUACUGUGCUUCAUUAAACAGAAAGAUUAAUUUAUCUUUGAAUCAAUCAGUAUUUUCACUUAGAAAAGUUAUUCUAAGGUUAAAUUUUGUAUUUAAAAAUUAGUGGUAAUUUGGUCAGGGAUUUUUCUACCAGCUUUAGGUAAACGUGUGCUUUCCACCCUUCUGGGCGUACCUCUGUCCUCUGCAAUCAUGGAAGCAUUAUUUAUGCUCUUCUUUCAUUGUAAGCUACUGUUUAAAAUCACAAUGCAAAGCUGUUAGCUAAAUUGUCACAUAACUUUAUUCCUUGGUUUUGUUUAGUGUUUUAUUUUGCUUCGUUUUUUGUGUGUCUUUAAAUAGGUAUGUGUAGUUAAAUGCUGUUUCAACAGUUUUAUUUUUAUGUUAGAAAAGAUCAUUUUCAACCAUUUGUUGACUUCUAAGUUGUAGUUUACAAGACUUGUCAAGACAUUGUUCCUCUCCAUGAUACCAAAACAAAAAGUGAAAGAAGCAAACUCAAACUGUAUGGAUGGAGAGAAAGUAUAAUUAUUUGACUUCAUUAGAAAGGCAGCUACUUAAUGGAAUUCUUCACUAGGAUUGGUUUAUCAGCUCUAUUAGAGAAAUCAUGAAGUGCCCCUGUGAAAUUGAAGCAGAGCUAACUUUGUAGUAGUUAAGAGAGUAGCUAAAAAAAGGUGUGAUUUGCCUUAUUGGAUCGAUAUUGGGAUGUCUGACCUUAAGCAGUAAAUUGAAACUGCAUACUUUUUUAUAAUCAAGAUAGCGUUUUAUGAAUGUAGAAAAUUCUACAUUGGAAAAGAGAAUACCUGAGAAUGAAGAUAAAAAUUUAGCUGCUGUUACUUGCUUGUUUAUCCCCUCUUGCUCUUGUUUAGUUUGCAAAAAUAAAACUGUGGCCUUAGAAUUUUUUUUUUUUUUGAUACAGAAAUUUUGAAACUGAAAAUGUGCAUUUUUUUUGGCACACAAAAUCAUUCCAUGAGCAAAACUUUACUUUUUGUAUUUUUGUUUUGCACAAUAAGAAACUCAAUAAAUAGGCAGGGGUUAUGUUUUGGGUAAGUUGACUACGAAAGCUUUUUUUAUUUUUGUUAUUAAAAAUGUAACCAUUAAACCCACAGGGGGGGAAAACAAACAAAGAUUGUAUUUUGUACUCUUCUUUGAACCCCAUGGGUUCCUUUUGUUAAUAAAAUGAUUACACUAAUGCUGAGUUGCUAGUUUUGU
Messenger RNA from Nycticebus coucang (slow loris), 4404 nucleotides. It is a transcript of the gene ARRDC4, whose product is annotated as arrestin domain containing 4. Gene Ontology annotation, biological process: protein transport. Gene Ontology annotation, molecular function: ubiquitin-like ligase-substrate adaptor activity. Gene Ontology annotation, cellular component: cytoplasm; plasma membrane. NCBI's taxonomy places the organism in Eukaryota, Metazoa, Chordata, Mammalia, Primates, Lorisidae. The record is from RefSeq and is a predicted model, not a curated record. Bases 439 to 1683 code for a protein of 414 amino acids. The transcript is spliced from 8 exons.